AUGAAAACGAUAGUUCUUGUUGCGUUGUUCGCCUCGCCGGCUUUGGCUUGCUUCGGUGGAGGAGGUGGUGGAUGUUGCGCAUCUCCGGCGCCUGUUGGUGGAUGUGGAGGAGCACCACCAUGUGGAGGAGGAGCCCCAAUUGGAGGAGGAUACGCCGCACCACCACCAUCAGGAGGAUAUGCUACGGCACCUGGAGGCGGUGGAGGAUAUGCAGGAGCCCCCCCACCCUCACUCUCAUCUGGAUACGCUGGAGCUGCUGCCCCGAUCGGUGGUGGUUAUGGAGGACCACCUCCAGCCCUUCCAACUGGCCCCGUCGGAGCCGGAGGAACCUACGGAACUGGAGGAGGAGCAGCAAUUCAAGGAGGAUUCCAACAAGGAUACCAAGGAGGACCACAAACCGCCCAGAUCCCACAACAAGGAGGAUACCAAGGAGGACCCCAGCAACUUCCAAUUGCUCCUCAAGCUCCACAACAACCACAAAUCCCUCAAGUUCUCCCUCAACAACCCCAGAUUCCCCAAGUUCCCCAACAGCCACAAGAGAUCCCUCAGGUCCCUCAGACUCCACAAAUCUCCACUGGAGGCGAGCAACAAAUCCCCGUUGCGCCACAAAUUGAGACCGGAAACCAACAAACUGGCGGUGAACAAGGAGGAUAUGAUGAUCAAGAACAAGGGCAACAGACAGAUCAAGGAGGAUAUGAAGAAGAAGAGGAACAAAAGACAGGAGGAGAUUAUGAAGAAGAGAAACAACCCGAACAACCACAACAGCCAGCGCCACAAGAACCACAAACACAGCCAGAACCCGCGCAGGAAGGAUACAAUCAACAAGAGACCCAACAACCAGAACAAGGACAAGAAGAGUAUCAAGAAGAGGAACCAGCACAGACAAAUAAUGCACAAGAUCAAGAUUAUCAAGAGGAGACCAACCAGGGCAACCAACCAGCUGGAGGAGAGCAGGAGUAUGAGGAGGAGCAACCCAGCCAACCCGAGGCACCCGCCGAGCAGUCUUAUCCUGCCCCAGCCCCCGCUCCACAAGAGACAGCCUAUCCAGCUCCAGCUCCCGCUGAGCCUGAGGCACCAGCUGAGCAAUCCUACCCAGCUCCAGCUCCAGCCCAAGAGAGCUAUCCAGCUCCCGCACCAGCCGAACCCGAACCAGCCGACCAAAGCUACCCAGCUCCCGCUCCUGCUGCCCCAGAGACGGACUAUCCAGCUCCAGCUCCCGCUCCAGAAGUCCCAGCUUCUCCUUCGUAUGAAGCAGAAACAGAAGCACCUGAAGCACCUCCACCACCUCCAGGACCUGCCCCACCAACAGGGGAAUACAAUGAUCAAACGCCUGCUGAAGGCCCAGCCCCAACAGGAGACACUGAUUAUAAUGAUGAGGUGAACGAGCCAGCCCCUCCACCCGCCCCAGCCGCCACCUAUCAGGCCCCAGCUCCAGCUGAGCAAAGCCCAUACAAGAGAGACACGAGACUCGGAAGAAACCCACACAGAAGAUACCUUGCCGCCAGAGCC
Molecule: messenger RNA, 1509 nt
Organism: Mesorhabditis belari
Lineage: Eukaryota; Metazoa; Nematoda; Chromadorea; Rhabditida; Rhabditidae
Source: the annotation of a GenBank genome assembly